GCCACGGCUUCAACCGCACGCGACUAUCCUUUGGCAUACGAAUCGCGUAUUCCGUAUCGACAAUUGAUCGAGAACGUAACAUUGUCUUGAAGAGGUGCAUCUUUAAAAAAUCAGAGUCCUACAAACUAUUCGAAAAGAUCAAGAUAUGAAGAUUACCAAAUAUCUUUGCUGCACUCUGGCUUGUAUGUGCCUACUGAAGGUGGCAAAUACUGAAAUUUCGAGAGACAAGAAUUCACUUUUGCAGUUCGAACGACAGCUUCUAAAUGCCCUAAACGCUGAGAAAACAAUCAAGUCAAAGAGACCAUUUUGCAAUACUUUCACUGGAUGUGGCAGAUUUGUUUCGGAAGAAAGGAGAAUGAAGAAGAAAGGACUUUCCACUCUACAAGAUUUAUCGGACUUUGAAGUGACGAACAACAACGUUCAACUUCCGGUUUCUCUGUACAGGGCAAUGCUAGAUGCCGCUAAACAAAAUGUUUGGAAAGUGAUGGAUCAUGAGGCAUAUGAUUAUCGAUUACAACAAAUACCGCGGAUUUAUCUUUCGGGUCAAAUGCCUGUACGCAACACGAUGGAAAGCUAAUUUUAACGGACACAAUUUGAUGCAUAGGCACCGUCAGAAUUUGUAACAGACGAAAUUAUACUUUAUUUUCUUGUUUUCAAAUGCGUAUUAUGAAAUUUAUUUACAAUACUAAUUAAAUAUUUCAUAAGAAAUUAUGUUAAUGAAUUUACCUAUAUUGUUUUAUUGUUAACUAAAGCUUAAUUCUUCCGCGACAGGAUGCAAUCGUAUUUUUUUGCAGCUAUUUUACGGGGCUUAUGUUU
Messenger RNA from Acromyrmex echinatior (Panamanian leafcutter ant), 816 nucleotides. RefSeq lists its product as uncharacterized. The record is from RefSeq and is a predicted model, not a curated record. NCBI's taxonomy places the organism in Eukaryota, Metazoa, Arthropoda, Insecta, Hymenoptera, Formicidae.